GGAAGGAACCGGAAACCGCUCCUUCUGCGGUAGGACUGGGCGAUGCGCCUCGGAGAGGCGGGCCCAGGCGUGCGGAGGGAUCCGUGGCGGGGCGCGGCGACGCUCCGCCUCCUCUCAGGCGGGCUUGGCAGCGCGGGCGGCAGUUGCUGUGGUUUCGGUGCUGAGGCGGCUCGGUGCUCACCGAGGCUUGCGGAUCCGCGUCGUGCCGCCGCUUCCCGCCGUCAGUGGGUGCAGCUCAGCGUCGUCCCUUCGGACCGGCGGCACCCACUCUCUUUCGCCGCUAGGGGCCGAUUUCCAGUCCCCGGCCUAGGGUGGCUGCGGGGCCGCGGCUGGCGAGAUGUUUAAGAACACGUUCCAGAGCGGCUUCCUCUCCAUCCUCUACAGCAUCGGCAGCAAGCCCCUGCAGAUCUGGGACAAAAAGGUACGGAAUGGCCAUAUCAAAAGAAUCACCGACAAUGACAUCCAGUCCCUGGUGCUAGAGAUUGAAGGGACAAAUGUCAGUACCACAUACAUCACAUGUCCUGCGGACCCUAAGAAGACACUGGGGAUUAAACUGCCUUUCCUUGUCAUGAUCAUCAAAAACUUGAAGAAGUAUUUUACCUUUGAAGUACAGGUACUAGAUGACAAAAACGUUCGUCGAAGGUUUCGAGCAAGUAACUACCAGAGUACCACUCGAGUCAAGCCCUUCAUCUGUACCAUGCCCAUGCGGCUGGAUGAUGGCUGGAACCAGAUUCAGUUCAACUUAUCUGAUUUCACCCGGCGGGCAUAUGGCACAAACUACAUCGAGACCCUGAGAGUGCAGAUCCAUGCAAACUGUCGGAUCCGAAGGGUUUACUUCUCAGACAGACUCUACUCAGAAGAUGAGCUGCCAGCAGAGUUCAAACUAUAUCUACCAGUUCAGAACAAGGCCAAACAAUAACUGGACAGCAACUAAGGGGAAUAGACUCUGGAUGUGAGUCUUAGUUUAAAAAGGAAACUACAUGGAGACCAUGCAAAAACAUUUAAAUAAUCCACUGUGCUAUGGCUCACUGACUACUGUGUCCUUGUCGUGGACACCAGUGACCAUGCCACAGUUGUGUUCCUUGCAUUCUAAGUUCAGUGGAGAAAAGCAGAGCUUUGAGUGACACACAAGUGCUGGGGUUUCCUGUGCUGCCUGCCCUGGCAUGUGAGAGACACGCUCACCAAACGGAAGAAUUAAAGACGUCCUACAAGGCAGAUUCAGACCAAUAUUUCUUCGUAUAGUUUAUUCUUUCUUUUAUAUAUUAUCUAAAUAUAUGUAUAUGUUGUGUAAUACACAUAAUCUGAAAAUGAAUAAAAUGCUAUAUUCUUGGUUUGUAA
Mastomys coucha (southern multimammate mouse) is the source of this 1338-nucleotide messenger RNA. It is a transcript of the gene Cfap20, whose product is annotated as cilia and flagella associated protein 20. The transcript is spliced from 6 exons. Gene Ontology annotation, cellular component: motile cilium; ciliary basal body. Bases 338 to 919 code for a protein of 193 amino acids. Gene Ontology annotation, biological process: cilium assembly; regulation of cilium beat frequency involved in ciliary motility; positive regulation of cell motility. NCBI's taxonomy places the organism in Eukaryota, Metazoa, Chordata, Mammalia, Rodentia, Muridae. The record is from RefSeq and is a predicted model, not a curated record.